AUGGCUCGACUUCUGGUCAUCAUUGUUUCCUAUUUAGCAGCUCUGGCUGCUAGUCGACACAUCCUUUCACUUGCCGAAAGAGGCAGGUCCAUGUUUUGGUCCAAGGAAGAAUUGCAUGCCCAGUGUCAAGACGUGAGAGUAUCACAAUUAAUUCAACGGUUCUCAAGAGAAGAGCGUUUGAGAGCAAGGUGCAAGUCCAGAAAACAAGCUCCUGCAUCGGAGCCGCUUGUAACCUCGAGCAUUGACUUGAACGAAUGUCUUGGCUGGGACAGGCAGAAGCAAAACUUUACCCCGAGAGCAGGGUAGGUAUAUAACUCAGCUGUGGCCUGUUAUGCUUUUCUCAGGAUAUGGGUAGUAACUAAUGAGCAUAGUGGAAUGGGGAUUAAGGAAGGCGACUGCCAUAACUGUCGUUACACCGACUACAGGCAAAUCAUUGACCCUAAUAUGCGCAGCUUGCAAUGCUGGUGCGAGAACGUAAGAGGGGGUCAAAU
Messenger RNA from Aspergillus pseudotamarii, 491 nucleotides. RefSeq lists its product as uncharacterized. The record is from RefSeq and is a predicted model, not a curated record. The transcript has a single exon. Lineage: Eukaryota; Fungi; Ascomycota; Eurotiomycetes; Eurotiales; Aspergillaceae. Bases 1 to 306 code for a protein of 101 amino acids.